AUAUGCGCACGAUAACAGCCCCAAACCCAAUCCAGCGCACAAUAGCGACUCACGCCGCCGACGCCGACGCUGACGCUGAGGAGAGAAUCUCUUUUGCACUGCCCGUUUCCUUUCCGGCCUCUAGCUCUUCCCCGGUGAUUCCAAUUUACUACAUUUAAUUCUUAUUUUCGAAUUAUCCCCUCCUAUUUCACCAAGCUUUAGGUUUGGUUGCUUUCGUUAAUCCGGCUUGUUUGCUCCUAUUAUCUCCCCAAGUCAGCCUAAUUUCGAUAUGUUGUAAGCCGUAGGGCAAUUGGUGUUUUCUCGAUCUACGUAUUUAAGCUGCUAUCUUAUUGGAGAUUGAUAGAAUUGCUUUCAUAAAAUGCUGGAGCAUACAAAUAUAUUGAAGGAGAUUUGUGAGAAUGGCUCGGAGUUCAUCCCCUGAUGAUAAUGGCACUAUAGAAGAAAUGCCUGAAGACACCAUCUUGUUGAGGCAGUCAUCUGUGAACCUUGUACCAUUCAUCGGACAAAGAUUUGUAUCGCAGGAUGCUGCCUAUGAAUUUUAUAGUAGCUAUGCCAAGCAGUGUGGCUUCUCAAUUAGACGCCACCGCACUCGUGGAAAAGAUGGCGUAGGAAGGGGAAUCACAAGAAGAGAUUUUACAUGUCACCGUGGUGGCUAUCCACAGCUAAAGCCGACAGAAGACGGAAAGCUACAGAGAAAUAGGAAAUCAUCACGCUGUGGAUGUCAAGCAUACAUGAGGAUUGUCAAAAGAGCUGAUUUCGAUGUCCCUGAAUGGCGUGUCACUGGAUUUAGCAAUGUCCACAACCAUGAACUCUUGAAGUCAAAUGAGAUGCAGCUACUUCCUGUUUAUUGUACAAUGACUGCUGAUGACAAGAGCCGUAUUUGUAUGUAUGCUAAAGCUGGGAUGUCUGUGCGACAAAUGCUCAGAUUAAUGGAGAUAGAGAAAGGUGUUAAGCUAGGUUGUUUACCAUUCUCUGAGAUUGAUGUGAGAAAUUUGCUUCAGUCAUUUCGAGAGGUGGACCGUGAUAAUGAUCCAAUUGACCUUGUCAAAAUGUGCAAGGAGAGAAAAGAUAGAGAUCCCAACUUCAAAUACAACUAUAAGAUUGAUUCUAAUAACAGAUUAGAACACAUUGCAUGGUCCUAUGCUUCAUCUAUCAGAUUAUAUGAGGCUUUCGGAGAUGUUGUAAUUUUUGAUACAACACAUCGAUUGGAUGCUUAUGAUAUGCUUCUUGGAAUAUGGCUUGGGUUGGACAAUCAUGGUGCUCUCUGCUUCUUUGGCUGCAUGCUUGUUCGAGAUGAAAAUGUGCAAUCAUUCUCCUGGGGAUUGAAGACAUUCUUGGCAUUUGUUAACGGAAAAGCUCCAGGAACAAUUUUGACUGAUCAGAAAACAUGGCUUAAAGAAGCACUCACCUCAGAAAUGCCGGGGACAAAACAUGCCUUCUCAAUUUGGCAUAUCAUAUCAAACUUCUCUGAUUGGUUUUCGACCAUACUUGGGUCGCAAUAUGACAAUUGGAGAGCUGAAUUUCACCGUAUUUAUAAUCUACAUACAGUUGAGGAGUUCGAAGUUGGAUGGAGGGAGAUGGUAGAUUUAUAUGGGUUACAUGGAAACAGGCACAUUGUCAGCCUGUAUGCCCUGCGUACCUAUUGGGCUCUACCUUUUCUGAGAUCAUAUUUCUUCGCAGGAAUUUCAAUUACAUUCCAGUCAGAGCUCAUUAAUUCCUAUAUCCAACGAUUUCUCAGCUCACAAUUUGUGUGUGAUAAUUUUGUAGAACAGGUGGCCACAAUUUUGGAUUCCAGAAAUCAACCAGGAACAAAACUCAAAAUUAUACAGAAGGUCCCUAAAGUGUCACUAAAAACAGGAUCGCCCAUGGAGUCGCAUGCUGCUACUGUUCUUAGUCCAUAUGCCUUCUGCAAACUGCAAGAAGAACUAGUUUUAGCACCACAAUAUGCAACAAUGUUGGUGGAUGAAAGUUAUUUUAUCGUGAGGCACCAUACGGACGUGGAUGGUGGGUGCAAGGUGCUAUGGGUGCCACAAGAUGAGUUCAUCACUUGUAGCUGUAGUCAUUUCGAGUUUUCAGGCAUCCUCUGUAGGCAUGUUCUUCGUGUUCUAUCAACAAACAAUUGCUUUCACAUUCCAGAUCAAUACCUACCUCUUAGGUGGCGUGACUUAUCACCAUUAUUGAUCAAAUCAGCCCGCACAUCUCCAGGCAAGGUUCAGUUGUUGCAAUCGAUGAUUUCAUCAUUGCUUACAGAGUCUGCAGAGACCGAAGACCGCCUCGAUGUUGCAUGUGAUCACAUUGCUUUGGCUCUGGCCCGCAUCAAAGAAUUCCCUCUUAUGACAGAUGGUUCUGGAGAAGCUGCUUAUGACAGCCCUUCUGGUUCUCUGGUUCUUCCAGAUGAUGAAUCUGACAGCAUUGCUCAAAGUUUAAGGGAAACCCACCGGGAGUGUGUGCCGUUCGAAAAGUUGAAAGAGGGCAGAUCAAGAUAUGAACAUGAUAUCCAAAGAAAGAGAAGACGGUGUCCAUCCCUUUGCUGUGGGCAAUUUGGACAUGAAACCAGCAACUGUCCUAUGGUGGUAGGACAAGACUUUAAUGGAGAUGGACUUGGAUUUCUGUAG
Molecule: messenger RNA, 2615 nt
Organism: Andrographis paniculata
Lineage: Eukaryota; Viridiplantae; Streptophyta; Magnoliopsida; Lamiales; Acanthaceae
Product: protein FAR1-RELATED SEQUENCE 11-like
Exons: 5
Coding region: 399-2615 (738 amino acids)
Biological process (GO): regulation of DNA-templated transcription
Molecular function (GO): zinc ion binding
Source: RefSeq, a predicted model, not a curated record